Molecule: messenger RNA, 1050 nt
Organism: Cheilinus undulatus (humphead wrasse)
Lineage: Eukaryota; Metazoa; Chordata; Actinopteri; Labriformes; Labridae
Gene: rnf4
Product: ring finger protein 4
Exons: 8
Coding region: 222-866 (214 amino acids)
Biological process (GO): positive regulation of transcription by RNA polymerase II
Molecular function (GO): transcription factor binding; zinc ion binding
Source: RefSeq, a predicted model, not a curated record
UCACAGAGAUAACGAGGAAGAAUUAGAGCUUUCCCAUGAAAUGAUAGUGGAACUAACGUUGGUCAGAGCUAUUGGCGGGAGUAAACCAGCUACUUAAUUUACCGGGAUAAACCGAUUUAAGGUCUGAGGAUAAACACAGAUUUACGAAAGCCAACGGCUAAUGCUAACGGCUAACAGCCAACGACACGACAAAACUACUGACGGUCAUCAGGGUCUCUGAUAUGAGCAGCUCUGCUCCUAGGAAGAGGAGGGCAGCAGGAAGUCCUCUUGUGUCCCGACCUGGCGUUAAGACCUGCAGAGCGACUAGCACUAGGAGGAGGGCUAAUGCUAACAGAGUAGCUAAUGCUAACAGAAUGGCUAACAGGAUAGCUAAUGCUAGCACAGCUCCUGAUGGUGAUUCGCCGCCCUCCACAGAGACCAUUGAUGUGAUGGACAACACCGAGGACAGUGUUGAGGAAGUGGUGGACCUGACCUGUGAGAGCUCAGAGACGACCGUGGUGGACCUGACCAACAACGACUCUGUACUGCUGCUGGAUGAAGGUCCUCAGAACCAAAGAGUCUCCACAGGAGAAAGUUAUGUAGUCAGCAGUGAUGAAGAUGAGGACACACCCCCUGUUCACAACGCCAUGAUUAUGUCCUGUCUACACUCAAACAGCUCCUCCAGGUCGACUCCAGGGACCAUCAGCUGUCCUGUCUGUCUGGACUCGUACUCUGAGAUCGUCGAGAGCGGCCGAUUGGUUGUUUCCACUAAAUGUGGUCACGUGUUCUGUAGCCAGUGUCUCAGAGACUCUCUGACAUCAUCACACACCUGUCCUACCUGCAGAAAGAAACUAACCCACCGACAGUACCACCCCCUCUACAUCUGAUGACAGAGUAGUCCCUGCAGGAGCAGAGCUGUGUUAAAGUAAUCCUUGAUGGAUUAUUGGUGGAUUAUCGUUGGAUUAUUGAUGAUAAAUUGAUGUAAAUAAUGGAUCUAGUUUUCUUGGUUCUGUGUUCUGUUUGUUUGUGUUUUCUAUAAACUGACAAACCAAUAAAAGUUCAGUAAAUAUA